GUCAGAAGACUACAAACAAAAGAUAUGAACACGCCGCCGACACCGACGCCGACGCCGACUCUGCCGCAGUCACUUUCAACGCCAGCGUCGUUGCCAAGUUAGUGACCUUAGAAAAGCGUGAUUUACAGUGAGGAAAACUGCAUUUGGAGUCUCUGAACGAAAACCGAUCGAAUCCAAGUAGGCCUAUUGCCUGACACUUUCAGAUUGUCGGCAUUCACUUUUUUUUUAACCAGACAUUGAAUAGACAAAUCUCUCGGCUUGUAUAUUAAUUUUUUUCUGGAAACAAAUUUUAAUUUUUAUUUGAUUCCACAAUAACUUCCUUGCAAUGAGCCAACGUCAAGUUUUAUGCAUAAAUGCAGCCACAAUGGGCUUGUCUCCGACCCAUUCACAGGCGGAGGAACAGCAAAGACUAGAGCAGGAGCAAGUGAUGGAUGAUGAGGAAGUGAAACAGGUGAAGGGCGAGCCAGAGAGCACUGCGAGCAGUGAGCAAGCGGAUAAAUUUAAGGAUGAACAGAAACCAUACCAAAUACAGACACAAAAUGAGCUGGAAUUGAAGGCACCGCCCCAUGCAACAUGCAGCUUAAGAGAUGCCACUGAUGACGUAGCGGGUUGCAGCUGUAUGUGCACCAGAUCACUUCCAGAGCCUCUAUCCACGGAUCUAUUUCUCAACAAACUGAAGAAGCUGCGCGAGUCAUGCGGUGAUGAGGGCAUGAUGACCUUUAAGAUAAAUAGCAUAUUCUUUAAGCGACUCAAGGACAUCGAUUGCAUGGAUCAACAGGGCAGCGGAGAUUCGCUUUUGGUACAGCAGCUGCGCCUGGCGACAUACCAGGAUUGGGUGGAUAUGCUGAUGCAUGUUAACCAAGUUCUCUUGGGCAAUAUGCCCGCCGUGGAGCUGGAGGCCUACAAGAAGACUGUGAGCUGUUUUCAGUCGGUGCGUGGGGAGCAGCAUGAUGUCCUGGAUGAGAAUCGCAAGAUACGAAAAGAUAUGUGUGCCAUUAUUCGAUUGGUUCAAGAGGCCUAUCAUCGUAGCAACUGGAACACGGAUGAUAUAACCCUGGAGACAAUGACAGUCGAUCAGCUGCUGGGCACUCAGGCCGAUCAGUGCCGUCCGGAAAGUGAGGUUACCAAAUGCAUGAAAUCUCUGGCCAACGAGAUGGCUGCCAAGCAUGAUGAAGUCUGUUAUCUGAAGGCCCAGAUGGGUGCACUGGACGAAGUGGUCCAAACGGCGCGGCAAAAGAUCAUCCUCAAGGACAAGUGUAUAGCACAGCUCAAUCAACAGUUGACGGAACUACAAGAUUGCCUGUCAAAAAUGACUCAAGAUUCCAACAAGGCGAGAAUCGUGGAUGCUCUGGAUUAUAAUGGGGACUUCGAUAACAUGGACUACACCAGCUGCCUAUUCGAUGGCCUCAGCGAGAAGGAGAAACAGGCAAGCGAAUUGCUGCGCAUGCUCAACCGGGAGCUGGCCGAGUUCAUCGAUCUAAUCAGCAAGAAGGACUUUGCCGCUAUGGAGUCCCGCCGAAAGAUACUUUCCUGCUUAUUCGACAGAAUCAACUCAAAUCGAGCCGAAACGCUGCAGAAGCUGGAUAACUUGCGGGGUCAGCUCCGGAAUCUGGACUGCAACUGGAGUCAGCUGGAUAUUCCGUUGGCCUGCAGCACACAAGCCACCGAUGAUGAUAUGGAUAGACAGCUAAUCGAUGGAUUGCGUCGCCGCCUGUACUCCAUGAAUGAAGCCAACAAGGAGCUGAACAACAGAUGCCAGCUCACCGAAGUUGAAAUUCUAGAGCUGCGUUGCACAAGCGACAACGAGCAUUCCAUAAGUCUUAAGAAUCAAGAGGUAUUGAGACAGAUUGCCGAUCUGCUAUCCAAGCUGCAAUGCUCAAAUUUAACAGACGAGGAAAUGGAUACCGAAAUGUCCACCAACAAUCCAUAUUGUAUGGGAAUUUUGAAGAUGUACGAGAAACUGAAAACGCUGGAAAGCAAUCAGGAGCAACAGCACCAGAUGCUUACAAAUGAAGAGUUGGUGUGCCAGAUACUUGGGCUACAGAAUGCACUGGCAGAUCGUGAUCAUAGAAUUGAAGAGUUGCAAUCCACGAUUGAUGCUAGCGCCGAUGAGACCUGUCGAGUCAAGAACCAAAUACGCGCACUUGAGCAAAUGAAAUAUGAACUAUCACAAAAAGUGGUCAAAAUCUCUAGUCUACUAAAAGUGCAAGAGGAAGAGCAACAAAACCUAUACAAGAACUAUGAUGAUCUAGAGAAUAGCUUUGAAGAGCAGAGCAAGGCGCUGAAACGAGCAAAUCGCAUUGCGCAAAGCCUUGAGGAUCGACUUGGUCAAGUGGAAAAACAGCAGGACGAACUCAAAGCGGAGCGCAAUCUGCUGCGUGAGGAGAUUAUAUCACUGAAGGAAAAGGACGCGCAGAGCACGGGACGGGAGCGAGCACUCAACGAGCAGCUGAGAGCCUGUCAGCAGGAAGUGGAUAAGGCUCGUUGCCUCCGCUGGGAAAUGCGUGCUCAAUUCAAAAGGGAGAAGGCCCAGGACAAGGACAUGCUAGAUGGUUUGGUCCGGGCCAACGAGGAUAUCCGAAUGGAAAUUCGAGCCGCCCACUGCAGGUGCAAGGAAAUGCAGAUCAAGUUGAACCAACAGCAGAACGUGACCGAGCAGCAGCAACUGAUUAUCGACACGUUUCGCAAUUGGAAGGAUGCCCAGGUGCGAUCUGACGAAGCAAUGCGCCAGUGCAUCCAACGUCAUAAGGAACACAUCAACAUGCUGAUGGAGCAGAGCCACCAUCAGUGCGAUGAGUACCAGCGCCUAUUUAGGGAUUACCGCCUGCUCGAUGUGGAAUUGCGCCGGGUGAAGAAUGCCGUCGAUGGUCGCCUUUCCUCGACCAAUUACGACCAUCCGAGCGCUGUUGUCCAAAGGGGACAGGAGGUGCACGACGAUGUGAGUGAUUACCAAGCUAAUGUUGCCGCCUCCAACCUCUCUCACCAACCUCCAAAGCUCCCCGUUUCCUACCAGUUAACAGCCAACAUGAGUUCAAAUCCAUCAUUGUUGAGCUUUUCUAAAACAAUUCACAUUCUUAAUCCGCAGAUGACCAAUCGCUUGAGGCUUAUGUGCGUCACAUCGCAGCGCCUCACGGAGCAGAACAGAGCACUCAAUGACGGCAAAGAUGUGGAUCCGAACAGUGGUCAAUCUCCGCAACGAUUUCCUGGCGGUGGCAGUCAGCAAAGUCAUCCCGCACCAGCCACAUUACAAACGCAUCGGACUUGAUCUGUGGAGUAGGGCAGCAUCUUCAUCGUUCGAUUUACUUGUGGUUCAUUGCCAGUUCAAUUUCCACUUGCAUUUUAGUUGUUUUGUAUUUGGUGUUUAAGUCACAUUUUCGGCCAACAAUUGUAAAUUUCAAGUUUUAAGCUGCAAAAAAUUAUGUGUGCUUCUGUAAAAAUUUAUGCGCAAUAAAU
Molecule: messenger RNA, 3453 nt
Organism: Drosophila grimshawi
Lineage: Eukaryota; Metazoa; Arthropoda; Insecta; Diptera; Drosophilidae
Exons: 12
Coding region: 326-3265 (979 amino acids)
Source: RefSeq, a predicted model, not a curated record